AUGCGCCUGUCCAACCCUUCAGCCCUCGCGGGCCUCCCUUUCACCUCCCUGAAACGAUUCUAUUCUUCAUCGCGCACCGUCCAAAAAAAUGACGUCCUCUUCCUGCGCCAACAGGGUAUUAAAGCUCCCAAAUGGCAUCUUUCGUCUCCUCUCCGCGCCGAUACGAAAAUAAGACUUGGCUAUGGUGCCUCUAUCAAUUCGUCCGAGCUCAUUGGUCGCCAGGUGCUUGAUGUUGUGAAUGAUAGCUCGGGACGCCCUGUCACUCUUCAUGAACCGACAUUGGCUUCAUACAUCAUUAACAGCCCUCGACAAGCCACACCGAUCUAUCCCCACCAUGCGAACACCAUCGUGUCGCUCCUCGAUUUAAACCUUUCCCGGCCUGGUGAAGAGGAACAUGACGCAGAUCCCAAUCACCCGGCCCAGCCGUUUGAGAUAUUUGAGGCUGGUACUGGAAUGGGGAGCUUAACGCUACAUCUCGCUCGUGCUCUUCAUGCAGCAAAUCCAGCUGUACCUCCAAGCCUGCGAAACACCCUUUGCACGGCACGCUACAGGACUGAUGGGUUUGGUCUUGAUCUGACCGACGAGGACCAGGCUGCCCUUAACUCUUACCGGUCCAGCCGUCGCGCCGUGUUACAUACCCUUGACCGGAACGUUAAACACUCGCGCGCAGCGCAUAAACUGAUUCGCCACUUCCGCCGCUCUUUGUACUUUCCUACUAUAGACUUCCAUGUCGGCUCCGUAGACGAGUAUAUCUCAUCCCGUCUGGCUGAGACGGAUAACCAGCCUUUUUUGUCUCAUGCAAUUCUCGACCUCCCGUCCGCUCACGACCACGCUUCCCAGGUUAUUCAGGCCCUUCACCCUAACGGCCUUCUUGUCAUUUUCACACCCUCCAUUAGUCAAAUCGGCGACUUCCAAACCUGGGUUGCUCGCACAGGCCAGCCCAUGCGCCCUGAGAGGGUAAUUGAACUUGAGGUUUCGACAACGGCCGACGGUGUUCUUGAUACUGGUGGUGGCAAGGAGUGGGAUGUCAAAACCGUUAUCCCCAGAGAAAACCCUGAGGGCGCUGCAGUGCAGGUCAUGCGACCUAAGGUGGGUGAGCGAGUCACUGGUGGUGGGUUUGUAGCUGUUCUCAGGCGAUGGCCUGUUGAUCAAAUACGCCCCCAAGCUGAGUCCUCUACACAGGAGAGUUCUUCUGAAGUUGAGUAUGAAUUUGAGGAUGAGGAAGCUUCUGAAGCUGAGGGAAAACCAGAGGUUGAAGAAACUACUCAAGCUGAGGGCACGGUGGGGACUGAGCCAGCGAAGACUGAAUGA
Fusarium tjaetaba is the source of this 1311-nucleotide messenger RNA. Its product is annotated as tRNA (adenine-N(1)-)-methyltransferase. Gene Ontology annotation, biological process: tRNA methylation. The transcript has 3 exons. Gene Ontology annotation, cellular component: tRNA (m1A) methyltransferase complex. Bases 1 to 1311 code for a protein of 436 amino acids. NCBI's taxonomy places the organism in Eukaryota, Fungi, Ascomycota, Sordariomycetes, Hypocreales, Nectriaceae. The record is from RefSeq and is a predicted model, not a curated record.